Oryza sativa Japonica Group (Japanese rice) is the source of this 3719-nucleotide messenger RNA. The record is from RefSeq and is a predicted model, not a curated record. Lineage: Eukaryota; Viridiplantae; Streptophyta; Magnoliopsida; Poales; Poaceae.
CAGGCGCGCGCGCCGCCGCCUCCUCUCGCGCGGGCGCUGUACCGCCCCAGCCGUCGACACGGGCGCGGCGCUCCGGAGCCUGCAGCCGUCGUCGCGCCGCCAGGCGCCUCCAACCGUCCGCCGGCCGGCGCUAGCGCCCUCCGUCGCCAGCACGCCGUCCGCCGCCACCGAUUCCCCUGCCGGCUGCCGACUACAGACCAUGGCUUCGUUCUCCUCCCCGGUAAGCUCCGACAGCGACGACGCAAGUUGCUAGAGUGAGGGAUGGAGAACGGGGAGAUCGAGGGGGCAGCGGACGACGGGGUGCCGGUGCCCGCGCCGCCCAACGGCAGGAGGUAUCGCCCCGUCGGCUCCAGCGAUCGCGCCGUCAUCCAGAUGACCUCCAUGGAGCCCGGCUCCUCCUCCUCUACCGCUGUGGCAGCCGUCAGUGGCAUCACGCCCCAGCCACCAAGGAAUCUAACGGUGGAUCCAAGCAUGCAAGAAGAUCACACUGUUUCACAAGGGGAUUCAAAGCUUGAGCUUUUUGGUUUUGACUCUCUUGUAAAUAUUUUGGGCCUCAAGAGCAUGACAGGAGAACAGAUUCAGGCCCCUUCCAGUCCUAGGGACGGUGAGGAUGUUGCAAUUACGAUUGGACGCCCAAAGGAAACUGGACCCAAGUUUGGUACCAUGAUGGGUGUCUUUGUCCCAUGCUUGCAGAAUAUAUUGGGAAUCAUUUAUUAUAUCCGUUUUACAUGGAUUGUAGGUAUGGCAGGUGUAUGGCAGUCGCUUGUUUUAGUCUCGUUCUGUGGUGCAUGCACAUUUUUAACUGGAAUAUCAUUAAGUGCCAUUGCAACGAAUGGAGCAAUGAAGGGUGGUGGGCCAUACUAUCUCAUUGGGCGUGCGCUUGGUCCUGAAGUUGGAGUUAGCAUUGGACUAUGCUUCUUCCUUGGAAAUGCAGUUGCUGGAUCCAUGUAUGUGCUAGGAGCUGUAGAAACCUUUUUGGAUGCAGUUCCUUCUGCUGGUUUUUUUAAAGAGAGUGUCACAGUAGUCAAUAAUACAUUAGUAAAUGGCACUGCAACAGCUAGCACAGCAACUAUAUCAACACCCAGCUUGCAUGACCUUCAAGUAUAUGGUGUUAUUGUAACCAUACUGCUGUGCUUUAUUGUGUUUGGCGGUGUCAAAAUCAUCAACAAGGUUGCACCUGCCUUCUUAAUACCAGUCCUCUUUUCACUGUUGUGCAUUUAUCUUGGUGUUUUCAUUGCACCAAGGCACAAUGCUCCAAAGGGAAUUACUGGGUUGAGUAUAACCACAUUUAAGGACAACUGGGGCUCAGAAUAUCAACGCACAAACAAUGCUGGAGUUCCUGAUCCAAAUGGCUCCAUAUAUUGGGAUUUCAAUGCUUUGGUAGGCCUCUUUUUCCCAGCAGUGACUGGAAUUAUGGCUGGUUCGAACCGAUCGGCUUCACUGAAGGACACACAACGUUCAAUACCAAUUGGAACAUUAUCUGCAACUCUUACAACAACUGCCAUGUACCUGUUCUCUGUCCUUCUAUUUGGAGCCUUGGCCACAAGAGAAGAGCUUCUAACUGAUAGGCUUCUUACUGCUACAGUGGCAUGGCCUGCUCCAGCAGUGAUUUAUAUUGGUAUUAUUUUGUCUACUUUAGGCGCAGCACUGCAGAGUUUGACAGGGGCUCCAAGAUUACUGGCAGCAAUAGCAAAUGAUGACAUUCUUCCAGUUCUUAAUUACUUCAAGGUUUCUGAAGGGGCUGAGCCUCACUCAGCCACUUUAUUCACAGCUUUCAUUUGUAUCUGCUGUGUGGUUAUUGGCAACUUGGAUUUGAUUACGCCCACCAUCACAAUGUUUUUCCUUCUGUGCUAUGCUGGUGUGAACCUGUCAUGCUUUCUCCUUGACCUCCUUGAUGCUCCUAGUUGGCGUCCUCGUUGGAAAUUUCACCAUUGGAGUUUAUCACUUGUUGGUGCAUUGCUUUGUGUUGUGAUCAUGUUUUUGAUAUCCUGGUCUUUUACUGUUGUCUCCCUUGCCCUUGCAAGCCUCAUCUAUUACUAUGUGAGCUUAAAAGGUAAGGCUGGAGACUGGGGAGAUGGAUUUAAGAGUGCAUACUUUCAAUUGGCACUACGAAGUCUCAGAUCAUUAGGAGCAAACCAAGUGCAUCCUAAGAAUUGGUACCCCAUUCCUCUGAUAUUCUGCCGUCCUUGGGGUAAACUUCCAGAAAAUGUACCUUGUCAUCCAAAGCUUGCAGAUUUUGCCAACUGUAUGAAGAAGAAGGGGCGUGGUAUGUCAAUUUUCGUCUCGAUUAUUGACGGUGAUUAUCAUGAACUGGCCGAGGAUGCAAAGACUGCUUGUCGUCAGCUGGACACUUACAUUGAGUACAAACGCUGUGAGGGUGUUGCAGAGAUUAUUGUAGCGCCAUCAAUGUCUGAGGGCUUCCGCAGCAUUGUUCAGACCAUGGGUCUAGGUAACUUGAAGCCCAACAUUAUUGUGAUGCGGUACCCUGAGAUUUGGCGUCGCGAGAAUCUGAUACAGAUACCGUCAACAUUUGUUAGCAUAAUAAAUGAUUGCAUUAUUGCUAACAAAGCCGUUGUCAUUGUGAAGGGCCUUGAUGAGUGGCCUAAUGAGUACCAGAGACAGUACGGCACUAUUGACCUCUACUGGAUUGUGAGAGAUGGAGGAUUGAUGCUUCUUCUGUCUCAGCUCCUGCUCACAAAAGAGACCUUUGAAAGCUGCAAAAUCCAAGUGUUCUGCAUAGCAGAGGAGGAUACUGAUGCUGAGGAGCUGAAGGCUGACGUCAAAAAGUUCUUGUAUGAUCUUCGAAUGCAUGCUGAGGUCAUCGUCGUGACUAUGAAGUCAUGGGAACCUCAUAUGGAGAGCAGUAGCAGUGGUGCUCCACAGGACGAUUCUCAAGAGGCUUACACAAGUGCACAGCGAAGGAUCAGCACAUACCUCUCUGAGAUGAAGGAAACUGCACAAAGAGAAGGACAUCCACUAAUGGAGGACGGAAAGCAAGUAGUUGUGAAUGAACAGAAGAUUGAGAAAUUCCUCUAUACAAUGUUCAAGCUGAACUCGACAAUACUUAGGUACUCCAGAAUGGCAGCUGUGGUCCUCGUAAGCCUCCCUCCACCACCAUUAAAUCACCCUGCGUAUUUCUACAUGGAGUACAUGGAUCUGCUUGUAGAGAACGUCCCACGCAUGUUGAUAGUUAGGGGAUACAGAAGAGAUGUUGUCACAUUCUUCACAUGAUUAGAGAUGUAUACCUUCUGGCGGCUCUACUGCCAUAUGAUUGUUGUAACAUCAUCAUAGCAAAGUGGGCAAGCAGAUUUUGUGCAGAUUUUACAGCUGAAAGUCAGAAGCCAUCACCUUGAAGGCUACCUACCCUGAGAUAGGAGAUCUGCUGGGCCUUUCGCUGGCAUAUUGGGUACGUCAACUACAGUAUGUCCAUUCUUUUUCUCGGAUUCACAUAGCAAGCUUCAAUACAGUUAAUUGUCACAAAUUUUGUAGCCCUGGUGUUCCCCAUACGUGUAACAAUCUUAGAAACGCAACGCUUCCUUUUGCACUGAAACAGUAGCAAUGGUAUCACAUUUUUUAAAAUAUAUUUCCAGUUGAUGUAAUGAGCAAACUGAGGUGGCCAUUAAUGUUGGCAUGUUGUUGAUUGGCAUGACGUUUAUACUGAUACACGUGAAAAUCAGCUGAAAUUAUUGGUAACACUGUACAGGACUUUCCUUGAUUCA